Molecule: messenger RNA, 1975 nt
Organism: Neocloeon triangulifer
Lineage: Eukaryota; Metazoa; Arthropoda; Insecta; Ephemeroptera; Baetidae
Product: MAPK regulated corepressor interacting protein 2-like
Exons: 6
Coding region: 110-550 (146 amino acids)
Source: RefSeq, a predicted model, not a curated record
UGCCAAGGUUUUAGGACAUGCGAGCGAUCGGCAAAGUUGGCCCUACUGGUUUUAGCUCUACCUACGACAGGCUGGGCUGAAGAAGUACGACAAAUGGUUGAAUGAGAAAAUGUACACGCUUUCAAAGGGUCCAAGUAAAUUUGUCGCCAAGGCCAGAAGAGUUGGACUCAGCCAAAAGAUCGAGCGACUGGACUCACGGGAUCAUUCUCGACGAACAGCUGAAUGCAACGGCAAUGGCGAUGAGAGCCAAAUUAUGAACCAACCGAAGCCGGUAUUUAAUAGUCUGAACAGAAAAUUUAUCAGCCAGAGAUCACAGCAAGAAGAAAUUACUCCGCAACAUGAGGAACUCGUCAACUUUGUCUAUGAUUCAUGGAACACGGUAUUCAAAGAAAUCGAGGCUGAAACCCCUGAUAAGAACCAAAACACAAAAGGCAACAUUGCCUUCUUCGAGAGCCCCGACGAAUGCCAAGAGCUCCAAGAUUUCAAGCCCUUUGACCUCGAGGGCUGGUGGGGCAAGCGACUGUUCAGCAAAAUCACCGAGUCGCUGUAAGCGUUGGGAGUGUGUGCUCAGUUUUGUGAUGCAGAGACACAAGCCGACACAUUACGGAGCUGUGACAUGAUUUUUCCGAAAGACUCACUAGUUGUUAUAUUCGCGAGUACCAUUCAUUAUUUGUUCAUUUGUCGAUCAUCAACAUGCCACCGGUAGUCGAUCCUCCAAGCACAAGGCCGCGAUCGCUUUCUGUCCGGAAGGCGCCUAAAAACUAUAUAUUUGAGUUCAAGUAGACACAGAAAGCAAUUCUCCACCGACAGCAGUGUCCAGUGGUAGAGGGCGAAGUAAGAAUAUUUUGAAAACCAAAGACUGUAUUGCGAAAUAUUGAAGAUAUUAUUUUAUAGAAAGAAAAGAAGCUAAACACACGACAUGUUCCUAAGGCCGAGGGUAGAUUGAAUGAGUUGUUACUAAUUGUUAUGGAUUUGCCUCUCGGAACGGAACAUUGCGCAGUUUUCAAAGGAUAUCUUCACUCUCUGUGAGCUCUCUUUUCGUUUUUCUUGCGACUUGCAGAGAUAUUCUCCGUGCUUACCUAAAUUCGGCUGAGCUUCCGCUUGUAUAGAUUUUGACAAACCAAUCUUGAGGCACCCGUUCUACAUUGUUUCGAUUGGUUUGUUUUAAUCCGAGUGGGAACCCUGACGAGCCGGCGAUAUAAAUAAAGAAAUGUAGUUCAAAGUGUCCGUAAAUGUAGUGAGAUGUGACAAUUUUGCGAUUAGGGUUUUUCUUUUGUUACAAAAGACAGGGAGUUUUAAUGAAAAUCAGGGCAGCUUGUGCUAAGCUAACUAGCAUAUCACCUCUUCUGUUAGUUGUUUUCUUAAUUAUUGCACAAAAAAUAAUGUUAUUUGUUAGUCACGACCGACUUGAAUGUGCGAUCAAAAUUCUUUUUAUGUACAAUUUAUUGUGUCGGUGAUAGAGCAGAAUUAAGUGACUAAUAAUAAGGACGGUUUCAAUCUCACUCAGUGUCAGUUAGCUCAAUUUGUUCUUUUAGAGGAAACAUUAUGCUUAUACCGUCGAUUUUUAUGUUCAAAGAUUGGGCCUUGGGAAGUUCAAAACUUUUUGACUGAAGCUCCAUCCGUAUUUUAUUUUUGUAUGUUGAUUUGAAUUUUUAAUUUAGUGUCGUAAAUUGAGCUUUGGUCAAGAAGUUUGGAGGGCUUUCCAGGUAGUUAAGUGUCAAUCAAGAGUGACUAGUUGCAUUUCUCGUCAGAGUAGUACAUUAAUAGUUCAUAAACAAAUAUAUCUGGCGGCCACUGAUAGUCAGGGGGGCUCUUUUUGAGAGCCCUGGUCGGGCAGUCGUGACCGCCUGCUGCCAGGCAAGCCGUCUCUCGUUGAAGACGAGCAAGUCACUGGUGGUGCAUUGUUAUUUUUUGUGAAUUUCUAAUAAAUCAGAAAGCCUCGGGCUUUAAAAAAAAAAUACGAAAAUUUGUUUUA